Molecule: messenger RNA, 2136 nt
Organism: Chenopodium quinoa (quinoa)
Lineage: Eukaryota; Viridiplantae; Streptophyta; Magnoliopsida; Caryophyllales; Amaranthaceae
Product: pentatricopeptide repeat-containing protein At2g44880-like
Exons: 3
Coding region: 42-1862 (606 amino acids)
Biological process (GO): RNA modification
Molecular function (GO): protein binding; RNA binding
Source: RefSeq, a predicted model, not a curated record
AAGGUUCAAAACUUUCCCGCUUAAAGCAGUUAAAGAGAGUGAUGAACUCAGUUUCUGGGUUAUGGAGUCCCAAAGAAAGAAAAUGUUUCUCUUUCCUCCAACAAUGGCAGAAUGCUCGAUCACUCCUUCAAAUCCAUGCUUUCAUUCUCCGCAAUACCCUUGAUUCUAAUCUAAGUAUACUCACCAAAUUCAUAGCUGCCUGUUCUUCACCUUCAUCAGCAAGUCCCGGCAUUCGACAUGCACGCCAAGUGUUCGAUCAAAUUCCUCAAAGAAACGAUUCUUUUCUUUGUAAUGUCAUGAUUAAAUCCCAUAUUGAUAAUCAUCAAGUUACUGAUGCUUUGAUUCUUUUUAGAGAUUUGAGGAGAACGACGCAAUUUGUUCCUGAUAAUUAUACAUAUUUGUUUUUGACGAAAUCUUGUGGGUUGAAUUUGUACAAUUGGGAAGGUCAACAGCUUCAUAAUCAUGUAAUUAGAACUGGGUGUGGAUUGGAUUUGUUUGUUUCGACGUCUAUGGUUGAUAUGUAUGGGAAAAUGUGUGAUAUGGUUUCUGCAAGGAAGGUGUUUGAUGAAAUGUCUGUGAGAAAUGUUGUGUCUUGGACUGCUAUGGUUUGUGGGUUUGCAAGGGUAGAGGAUAUUGACAAUGCUUGGAAAUAUUUUGAUGAGAUGCCUGGGAAGGAUGCAUCAGGUUAUAACGCGAUAAUUGGUGCAUUUGUCAAGGUCGGUGACAUGAAUUUGGCUCGGAGUUUGUUUAAUGCAAUGCCGGAAAGGAAUGUGAUCUCGUGGACGAGUAUGAUUUCUGGGUUUUGUGAAAAUGAUGACAUUGAGUCGGCUAGGUUGUUUUUUGACUCUAUGCCUAGGAAGAGUCUUGUUUCUUGGAACGCGAUGAUUAGUGGUUAUUGCAGGAACAAACAACCACGCGAAGCUGUGAAGUUGUUCCGUGAAUUGCAGUUGAAUGCAGUGCUUGAAGCUGAUGAAGUCACUAUCAUCAGCAUUCUUCCGGCAGUAGCUGAAUUGGGUGCAUUAGAUUUCGGAUGCUGGGUUCAUCAAUAUGUGAAAAGGAAAAGGCUUGACAAAUCUAUCAAGAUAUGCACUUCACUGAUAGAUAUGUAUGCAAAAUGUGGAGAUAUAGACAAAGCCAGACGUGUUUUUGAAGAGAUUCCUGAGAAGGCAACUUCUUGUUGGAAUGCUAUUAUAAAUGGGCUUGCAGUCAAUGGCAAGGGAAGGGAAGCAGUAAAUGAGUUUGAGAACAUGAUAUAUAGAGGUUACACACCAAAUGCAAUAACAAUGAUUGGUGUUUUGUCAGCUUGCAGCCAUAGUGGUUUGGUUGAGGAGGGAAAGAAGUGGCUCAAUGCAAUGGAGAGCUUCGGACUAGCCCCUACAAUUGAGCACUAUGGCUGUGUGAUAGAUCUUUUGUGUAGGAUAGGUAGUUUGGAUGAAGCUGAGAAAUUGUUAGAAUUCAUGCCAUAUGAGGCGAAUGAGAUAGUCAUUAGUUCCUUCCUUUCUGGUUGUGUGAACUGGAAAGAUUUGCCUAGUGCAGUGAGAGUUUUGAAACGAGCAGUUGAAAAGAACUCAUUAAGUUCUGGGAACUAUGUUUUACUAAGGAACUUGUAUGCCAUGGAAAGAAAAUGGAUAGAAAUGCGGGAAAUAAAAGGGUAUAUGAGAACAAUUGGUGUAAAAAAGGAAGCUGGUUGCAGUGCUAUUGAAGCUGAUGGCAUGGUUUGUGAGUUUAUGUCAGGGAGCAUAAUGCACCCUCAUCAGGAGAAUAUACUUCCAGUAUUAAAGCAGCUUCAAAUGCACAUGAAGAAGAUAGAUGACGAGAACAUGUUGGAAUCGUGUAUUGCUGAAGUAACGUUGCAAACUUGAUAAUGUUUGGUCAGUAAACUGUUCAUUAGUUCUUUACACACUUGAUUUCUGGUAAUGUCCUCUCUAUGAUCUAAGAUUUUAAAAGAACAGAUGUAGUUAGAUGGCUAGACCGAUUAUAGUGGUGAAUGAAGGUGGUGAAGUAUAAGUGGAGCUGAUCAUCGCUUUUACAACCAAUAACCAUUUCAUUAUUGACAGAACAAGAAAGUUGCAGUGUGGAAUGGAGGAAAACUGGACAUCACAACUUAUUAGCUGGGAUUUCUUAUUAUCGUCAUCU